CCACCCGACCAUCAGCUGAUCAAUAUAUGCCCAUUGGCAUACGUCACUUCUUAAUACUAUUCAAAAUAAAUAUUUAUAUUAAAUAACAAAAAAAAAAAAAAAAAAAUAGUCAGUUGGUGUCACGCAUGUCACGCAUCCUGAAUACUUAUUGGUUAUUUUAUUUUUUUUUUUAAUAUGAUUUAUUAAAUAUUAAAUUAACGUGUAUUUAUCAAUUUAUUUACUCAUGGAAUUUUAAUAAUAAUUAUCUAAAUUACAGUGUUUAUUAAUUGUGAAUUUAUUUAUUUUUUUUUAUUAUUUAAAUUUACCAUUUGUGUUUUGAAAUAUAUACUUUGGAUUUUUGCAAUUAAAAGUCAAUGAAAUUUAUAAUUAUUUAAAUUUUAUUAUUUUUUUUAAUACUGGAUUUAAUCAACAAACAUAAUAUUUGAGGGUGCCAAGUAUAUCUAAAAAGUUUGAGAAAAAGCGAGAGCACCAUUACUGACAUAAUGAAAAGGGAGGCUGAUGCCGGUCCCAUGGCAAAUUGUGGACCACCAAAUCCUCAUAAACGUUUUCGUCAAGGUGAUGAUGAAUUAAGAUUGCUCAUACCAAGCAAGGUUGCUGGAUCAAUAAUCGGAAAAGGCGGUCAAAAUAUAACAAAAUUGCGCAGUCAGUACAAAGCCUCAAUCAUUGUACCCGAUUGUCCCGGACCCGAACGAGUUCUGACGAUCAGCUCAGAUUUGGACACCGUCCUUCAGGUGGUUAACAAAGUUGUUCCCAAUCUCGAAGAGAAUGGAUCUAAGCAUGGAAGUGAUGAAAUUGAUGUUCGCAUGUUGGUUCAUCAAAGCCAAGCUGGAUGUGUCAUUGGAAAAGGUGGUCUUAAGAUCAAGGAACUUCGUGAGAAAACUGGAGCUAGAAUCAAGAUAUACUCAAAUUGCUGUCCUCACAGCAGUGAUCGUGUUAUCAGUAUUUGUGGUAAACCAUCAACAUGUAUGGACUGUAUUCGUGAGCUCGUUGCCACCAUAAAAACAUCUCCAUUGAAAGGUGUUAACAAUCCUUAUGAUCCUCAUAACUAUGAUGAUUUUUAUGCUGAAGAAUACGGUGGUUAUGGAUCAGGUGAUGGACAAGGUGGUAAACAAGGUGGAGGAUUUGGUGGACCAGGUGGUCCAGGACGUGGUGGACAAGGUGGUCAAGGUAUGCCACCAAGACGUGAUAUGCGUGGUGGACCACCACCAGAUAUGAAUCGUGGUUUUCCAUCAAUGCCACCAAGAGGUGGACCACGUGGUGGAGGUGGUGGAGGUGGUGGUGGUGGUAUGUCUGGACCACCUGAUCGUGGAUACGGUGGUAAUCCACGUGGUGGUGGUGGUGGAUAUGAUGGUGGACGAGGUGGUGGCGGUGGCGGAGGAGGUGGUGGUGGAUAUGGAGGAAACAGAGGUGGACCACCACCAUUUGGAGGAGGAAAUUAUGACAACAAUGGAUGGGGAAUGCAAGGUAAUGCACCAAAUGGUCUUGGUGGUGGUGGCGGUGGUGGCGGUGGUGGUAAUUCAGGUAUGGGAGGACCACCAAUGGGAGGAAAUAAUCAAGGUAAUCAAGGCAACAUGGGAGGAGGAAACAAGACAAGCACUCAAGUCACAAUUCCUAAAGAUCUUGCGGGAGCUAUUAUUGGAAAAGGUGGUGCAAGAAUUCGUAAAAUAAGAUCAGACAGUGGAGCUGGUAUUAUUAUUGAUGAACCAUUACCAGGAAGUAACGAUCGCAUUAUCACCAUAACUGGACAAGCCAAUCAAAUACAAAUGGCUCAGUACCUGCUUCAACAAAGUGUGCACGACAAUGCUGAUCACUAUUAAUCUCAAGGAUUAACUACGCAGGGGAGCCAAAGAUGCGUUUGUAAUAAAUUUUUUUUUUUUUUCUUUUUCAAAUCAACAAACUAAAGAAAUUACUGGAAAUAAUAAUAAUAAUUUUAUAAAUGAAGAAUAGUAAAACUAAUAAUAACAAUUAAAACCAGUGUUUGUCAGUUAACUUUUUUUUUUUUUUUUUAUUAUAUUUGUUAUAAUUAUCCUUGCAAAAAAAAAAAACAAAACAAAUACUGUAAAAAAAAAAAAUGAAAAUCAAAUUAAAUAAUUUUUUAAUUAAAUUUAAAAAAAAAUAAAAUAUUACAAACUUGUUAAUUCAUCGAUGAUUUAAAUAACUAUCUAUUUAAUCAUUUAAAAAAAAAAAUAACAAUUCUUCAUUUAUAAAUAAACAAAAAAAAAAAAGUAGUUUCUAAAUUACAUUCGUUCCAUAUGGACGCAUUUUUUUUCUAUAAAAUAUAAUUUGAUAAAUACGUUUAUUUUUUUUUUGUUUCCUUUUUAUAUGUAAACAUUUUUGGGAAGUAUUUAUACAAUAGAAAAUAAGUUUACCUAUGAAAAAAAAAAAAAAAAACAAUUAAUAAUAAUAAUAAUAAACAUAGCAGUUCAACUGAUUUAUAAUAAUAUCUUUUCCCUAUUUCUAUUUUUUAAUGUUAAUUUUUUUCGUUGAGAGCUUCUCUCUAUUUUUUCGUCUCUGUGGUUGAAUUUGAGCACCAUUAAUAGUACGAACUCUUGAAGUUUGUUUAAUAGAAUAAGUAGUAUUUCUUUUGUGUUUAAAUAAUGAAAAAAAAAAUUCCAUAAAAUGAUUAAUAAUCAAAAAUAAUUGAUUAUAAAAAAAUAAAAUAAUUCUUCAAUUGGCCUAUAAAAUAUAUUUUCAA
Messenger RNA from Aphidius gifuensis, 2695 nucleotides. It is a transcript of the gene HnRNP-K, whose product is annotated as heterogeneous nuclear ribonucleoprotein K-like. Gene Ontology annotation, cellular component: cytoplasm; nucleus. The record is from RefSeq and is a predicted model, not a curated record. Gene Ontology annotation, biological process: regulation of mRNA splicing, via spliceosome; regulation of transcription by RNA polymerase II. Gene Ontology annotation, molecular function: mRNA binding. The transcript has 12 exons. Bases 483 to 1817 code for a protein of 444 amino acids. NCBI's taxonomy places the organism in Eukaryota, Metazoa, Arthropoda, Insecta, Hymenoptera, Braconidae.